Symbiodinium sp. CCMP2592 is the source of this 384-nucleotide messenger RNA. The record is from the annotation of a GenBank genome assembly. Lineage: Eukaryota; Dinophyceae; Suessiales; Symbiodiniaceae.
AUGACGACUGCAUCAGCAAGUGUGUUUCCGAUGCAUGCUAUGCAGAAGUCUAUGCGGAAGACCCUUUGGAGCCAGGUGAAGUGGAUCGGGUCAGGCAGACGAGAUUCAACACCUGCGUUCGGAAAGAGCACGAUGACGAGACGAAGCGGCUUGUGGAGGAAAGAAAAGCUGCCAAGGCUGCCCGGUGACCCCAUUGGGACGUUCCGACAUCGCUCACAGAUCACCCGCCGACCGGCUUGCAGAAAUGUGCGAGCAGAUCGGACAUGGCCGGCGCCAGAGCAAAAUGAGGUGCUGGCUUCCUGUGUGGGGUGCUUCCGUACUCCAGCCUGUAUGGCAUUUGGUGUUGUAGAAUAUGUUCUUGUGCUCCAGCUUGGAUAUUCAUGA